GCCAGACCAAGGUGCAGUUCAUCGACAUUGACGAAGAGGCCACGACAUUAUGGCCAAGGCAAAAGCACCACCACCAUCAUCAUCGGGCGGAAAAGCUGCUAAGAAGAAGAAGUGGUCGAAGGGAAAGGUCAAGGACAAGGCACAGCACGCCGUCGUCUGUGACAAAGCUACAUUCGACCGUAUCAUGAAGGAAGCUCCCACCUGGCGUCUCAUCAGCCAGAGCAUUCUCAUUGAGCGAUUGAAGGUCAAUGGAAGCUUGGCACGCGUUGCCAUCAGACAUCUGGAGAAGGAGGGCUUGAUCAAGCGCAUUGUGCAUCGCUCUAGCCAGCUCAUUUACACCCGGCUGACAACCGCAUCGGACUAGAUCACUAGUCACUUAUUCAUUAUGGCCAUUGAUAAGCCCAUGUAUCUUCCACCACAACCAAAAUCUAUGUUUCCUGACUGGCAUUGAAUGAACCAAAGCUCUAGGUAUCAUGACGUCUUGCAUUCUCACCAUUUACUCGGUAAAGGAAUGAAUUAUGGAAAUAGUACAUGCAA
This is a messenger RNA of Suillus fuscotomentosus, 537 nucleotides long. RefSeq names its product ribosomal protein S25. Gene Ontology annotation, molecular function: structural constituent of ribosome. NCBI's taxonomy places the organism in Eukaryota, Fungi, Basidiomycota, Agaricomycetes, Boletales, Suillaceae. The record is from RefSeq and is a predicted model, not a curated record. The transcript has 3 exons. Gene Ontology annotation, cellular component: cytosolic small ribosomal subunit. Bases 50 to 364 code for a protein of 104 amino acids.